AUGUCGGGAAAAAGGAAGAGAGCAGAAGACACUGCUGCAGCUGGAGUCGCCAGCGGCAAGCCACUCACUGCGAUUGCGGCAGCUCGACUGAGAACGGAAGCCGCAGCUAAAGUCGUAAACACACCUGAAGUCACGCUUGAGCAAAUUCCUGUACCAGCAAGUCCAUUGCUUCAAGAUGGAAAAUCAGGCCAGGAAGAUUCGGAUGAAGAGGAACAGCGCGUUCCUGUACAGCGAAAUCUCAAACUUUGCAACUGGCGCAACGAACCCCAAAACAUACUUUCAGACACCGACGCUGAACUUACUAUCAAUCUGAACAAACACGCGACAAUCACAUUGGUCGGCUGUUUUGACUUGGUGGUGUUGAGAGGCGCCGUCAACAUCAAUGGUGCCAAUAUUGGAACAGUCAGUCGUGAUGGCCAGAAGAACCAGGUUCAUCGAGCAUCUGUACCAGUCACGCAUCCUAUAUCCAAAAUCCGUGGACUAGAUGGUACAAACCACAUAAGAUUCAAGACUUGCAAGAUACCUGCACCGCUGGCGCAUAUUAGCCCAGUGUUUGACGGUAUUUGGAACGAUGUGAAUGAUCGAUCGUUCCGCAUUGUGACCAACUCAGAUGCGGAUACGCUUUCUCGACCAUUACGUCCUGAAGUGACGCCCGAAGACUGGCUUCGUGCGAUCGAGGACUGCGCCAGCAAUCCUUCUAUUACCGUUGUAACUGGAACACCCAGCUCAGGCAAAUCGACCUUUGCUAGGCGGCUUGUGAAUCGUUCCCUUACAGGACUGGGCAAGACCGCUCCAUCUGUACCAGCCGUAUGUUGGAUGGAUCUUGAUCCGCAAAAACAAGAGUACGUACCCGGAGGUCAAGUAUCUCUCGUCGUGGUGAGAGAUUUGAAUUUGGGCCCAAGUUUCACACGUCCCUCCGUUGUACCAGAACAAAGAGAAACGACCAGGAAUGAGGUUAUCCGCGCACAUCCAGUUCCUACGAAUUUCGCCAAUUAUGCAGACUAUUACCAAUCUUGUGUUGAGGAUCUCUUUCUGGCAUACAGGAAUCUUUCUUCUCGAGAUCCGUCUUUACCAUUAGUUGUCGACAUACCUAGCUUCCUCUACUCCUCACAUUUCGACCUACUGAACAAGCUGCUGGCGAGGAUCAAACCGCAUAAUGUCGUACACCUCAGCGAUACACGAGCCAUCGACACUGAAACAGCGGCAAGGCUGCAUUUGCUCCAAACAUCAACGUCGCAAUACCACGGCACAGUCUAUGAGAUCACAGCGCAACAGCCUCAGUCAAUCCCUGUAAGGUCGGAGAACGAAUUGAGCGCUAUGCAGAUGCAAUCCUACUUCCAUCUCAAAUCGAGCAGUACGAGCCAGGGUCAGCCUCAAGUACUUAGCUGGACGCUAGACCCUCUUUCACAGCUAGUACCCUGGGAAUUUUGUUACGAAGAAACCCUCGAGCGAGAACAGGAUGUAGUUGCUUUCGCAAUGUAUUCCGAGCCAGUCGAGCCAUCCUCAUUGCUGCAUGCAUUGAAUGGGUCCAUCGUUCAAAUCAUCCAAUCUACAUCAUCUGCUGUUCCUACUUCCGAUGGCUCGCUUCCCAGGACACAGAAACUUGGGAUUCCAUAUCUUCCAGAGUCUGAGCGCACAGGCAUGGUACAGCCACUGGAUCCUCGAACAACAAGACUGGUUUGCACAGCAAUGAUUCGAGGCUUCAAUCCCGAGAAGAAGAUAGUGGAAGUUUUGGUACCAAAGACCCACGAGUCGUUGUUGUACAAUCUGUCGCCCGAAAGGACCAUCUUUGUCGGCGGGUGCUGCGACGUGCCCGAGUGGGCAUUCUUGGAGGACGCAUGUGCUCAGGAAGAGGCGGUGAAAGCGAAAACGACUGUCGGUGAUGUACCCGUUUGGGUUGAAAAGGAGGACGUUGUAGAUGGCAUGGGAUAUCUUAGCACAGUACGCAGAGUGAGGAAGUUCCAGACCUAG
Messenger RNA from Alternaria atra, 1971 nucleotides. RefSeq lists its product as uncharacterized. Gene Ontology annotation, molecular function: polynucleotide 5'-hydroxyl-kinase activity. Gene Ontology annotation, cellular component: nucleus. The record is from RefSeq and is a predicted model, not a curated record. The transcript is spliced from 2 exons. NCBI's taxonomy places the organism in Eukaryota, Fungi, Ascomycota, Dothideomycetes, Pleosporales, Pleosporaceae. Gene Ontology annotation, biological process: cleavage in ITS2 between 5.8S rRNA and LSU-rRNA of tricistronic rRNA transcript (SSU-rRNA, 5.8S rRNA, LSU-rRNA). Bases 1 to 1971 code for a protein of 656 amino acids.